Molecule: messenger RNA, 4619 nt
Organism: Solea solea (common sole)
Lineage: Eukaryota; Metazoa; Chordata; Actinopteri; Pleuronectiformes; Soleidae
Gene: camk2g2
Product: calcium/calmodulin-dependent protein kinase (CaM kinase) II gamma 2
Exons: 21
Coding region: 108-1742 (544 amino acids)
Biological process (GO): protein phosphorylation
Cellular component (GO): cytoplasm; neuron projection
Molecular function (GO): ATP binding; calmodulin binding; calcium/calmodulin-dependent protein kinase activity
Source: RefSeq, a predicted model, not a curated record
UCUCUCAGUCUCUGCACGAGCAAACACACUCCUUCCGAAAACCUGUGCGAGGCGGCCGCUGCAGCGCGAGGCGAUUCCCCCCCUGCGUCCCCGUCACUUCAGUCAACAUGGCUACAGUGGUGACCUCGACCAGAUUCACUGAUGAGUAUCAGCUGUACGAGGAACUGGGAAAAGGUGCCUUCUCGAUCGUUCGGCGAUGUGUCAAGAAGUCCACCGGUCAGGAGUAUGCUGCCAAAAUAAUCAACACAAAAAAGCUCUCAGCCAGAGAUCACCAGAAAUUGGAGCGGGAGGCGAGAAUCUGCCGUCUGCUCAAACAUCCAAAUAUAGUACGACUUCAUGACAGCAUCUCGGAGGAAGGUUUCCAUUACCUUGUCUUUGACCUUGUCACUGGAGGAGAGCUGUUUGAAGACAUUGUUGCCAGAGAGUAUUACAGCGAGGCUGAUGCCAGCCACUGCAUCAAUCAGAUCCUGGAGAGCGUCAGUCACAUCCACCAGCAUGACAUUGUGCACAGAGACCUCAAGCCAGAGAAUCUGCUCCUGGCCAGUAAGAUGAAGGGAGCAGCGGUGAAGCUUGCAGACUUCGGUCUCGCCAUCGAGGUCCAGGGAGACCAACAGGCCUGGUUUGGUUUUGCGGGGACUCCAGGAUAUCUGUCCCCAGAGGUGUUGAGAAAGGACCCGUACGGCAAGCCAGUGGACAUAUGGGCAUGUGGUGUGAUCCUGUACAUCUUGUUGGUGGGCUACCCUCCCUUCUGGGACGAGGACCAACACAAACUAUAUCAACAAAUCAAGGCCGGUGCAUAUGACUUUCCCUCUCCCGAGUGGGACACGGUGACGCCCGAGGCCAAGAAUCUGAUCAAUCAGAUGUUAACCAUUAAUCCUGCCAAGAGGAUCACUGCCGACCAGGCCAUCAAGCACCCCUGGGUCUGCCAACGCUCCACUGUGGCCUCCAUUAUACACCGUCAAGAGACUGUGGAAUGUCUCCGCAAGUUUAACGCCAGGAGGAAACUCAAGGGAGCCAUCCUCACCACAAUGCUGGUGUCCAGGAACUUUUCAGUGGGACGGCAGCAUACCAGCCCUGCUGCUACCACCAGCACAGCCGCAAUGGCACAGGAAGGUACGUCUGUAAGAAUCGGGUUGGAGUCGGACAUGCAAAUAAAAUCGCAGGGAAACAGCAGUAAAAACAGUGUAGUCAGCAGCAGCAGCACCAAAGACAGCAGCAUGUCAUCUACAGCACCAAUGGAAGCCCAGACAACCGUUGUACACAACCCAGCUGACGGCACCAAGGGCUCGACAGAGAGCUGUAAUAACACAGAAGAGGAGGAGAUGAAAGGUAGGAAAGCUCGUAAACAGGAGAUAAUAAAGAUGACAGAGCAGCUGAUUGAAGCCAUCAACAAUGGGGAUUUCGAAGCGUACACGAGAAUCUGUGACCCUGGGCUCACUUCUUUUGAGCCAGAAGCUCUUGGAAACCUGGUGGAGGGCAUGGACUUCCACAAGUUCUACUUUGACAAUUUGCUGAGUAAAAACAGCAAGCCAGUGCACACCACCAUCCUCAACCCCCACGUCCACCUGAUCGGUGAGGACGCCGCCUGCAUCGCCUACAUCCGCCUGACACAGUACAUGGACGGCCAGGGCCGGCCGCGCUCCUGCCAGUCAGAGGAGACACGUGUGUGGCAUCGCCGCGAAGCCAAGUGGCUCAACGUACACUUUCACUGCUCAGGAGCACCAGCGGCGCCGCUGCAGUGAACUGCCCCACCCCAGGCUCAGCUUUGCCUGAACUGAAGCUGUCUGGAGCGUUUAUUCUCCGAGGUUGGAUUGGUACCUGGAUCCUGGCCCGGGAAGAGGCUGCUUGGCUUGGAACGCUGUAUAAAAAAAACACACGAGAGGGAAAAUAUAUUAGAAUUUAAAAAAAUAGAUUAAAUAAAUGCAACACCAAAAAAUGAUGAAUAAAAGUAUAUAUCUAAAUGCUUGACUGUGUGACUGGCAAACACCAACCCAGUCCAACUCUAGCUAGAUGAUGACGGAGCGCGGCUGACGUCGGCUCCCUCUUGCAGGUGGUGCAUGUUUCUGGUGGCAACACGGGGUCGGUCCUGGUGCUGUCCUGGUCCUUUUCUCCCAUGGCCUUCACCCCCACCCCUCCACCCCCUCCUUAGUUCUGUCUGCUGUCUGGAAAAGUAUUAAAAUAUUUUACAAAGUUAGAGAAAUAUACUUAGCAACAAGGAAAAACAAGUUCUCGUCACACACGUUGUUUGGAAACGGAAAAAAUCUCAAAUGUUUUGUUGAGCAGCAGAAUUUCCACUUUAAUAGAAGUAUUGUUUGUUUUCACGCGUACGUGUCGGUGGGGGUUUAAGGGAAAGGGAGUAGCUGAUUAUGUACUUAAUAUUAAAGUUUAACAUCCAUUUCAAGUGUCAUUUUUGAGCAACUGUACUCACAUUUUUAGACGAUGUCACGCGUUACUGAAGGGACCUUUAUUUUUUAUUUUUUGGACUUUUUGUAUUGUUGUUUUGAUUUUUAUCACCUGAAUUAUGUAUUUUAAAGUAUUUUGUGUUAAAAAAAAAAACAUUUAUAAUCAACACAGGGAUUUUUAUUUAACAGAUUUGUGUACAAGUAGAUAUUUAUAUUGGAGAAAAGUGUGGUUUACUUUCAGGUGGUGGGGGGUGUGGGGGGGUGUCAAGCAUGAGUGUGGGGGUGUUUUUUUUUUUUUUUGCUUUAAGGUCCAGAGGUGUAAAUACACACCAUGCACGCACACACACACAAGCACGCACACACACACAAACCCACGUGGGUUGAGCUUUAGGGUUAGGAUCGAGCUUCAUCCUGAAGUUGCAGAAGUUCUCCAUCACUCAAACCUGCAGUGUUUGGAGUCUUCACUAGGUGGCGUCAUCAGUCAAAGCCUAAAGCUCCUCACAUUUUUGAACUACCUAAACAUAGAGGCUCAGACACGCCCUCUUAUUUUCUAUGUGUUUCAGUGUAUUUUGGGUGUGAAGCAUGAUUCCUUUGAUCUAAUGGCCUGUACUGUUUCUGCACAUACACGUGAGACUCGAUGCUGUCGUGUUUGCUCUUCUGAGGGAACGAACCUUUCUGCAACUUCAGGGUUACGCUCGCCAGAAAGCUUCCCCUCCUCCCUACCUCUGUCCCUCUUUACUUCCGUCAUUCCUGCGACUUUACUGACCAGGCUACAUUGUUGUCUUAGUACCAUAGCUCCCAUAUCGUGUGGUGAUAAUGAUAAUGAUGAUAAUAAUGAUGAUGUCACCCUAAUGCCUGUCUCUUGUGCUGAAAAUCUGUAUAUUGUCCGUCUUGGCUUGCUGUACUUCUGUGUGAGGUCCUGGCUCUGUAAAAAAAAGCAUGUUCUAAAUGGAAUGCAGCCGAGGGAUUGGGCUAAGACGAGGUGGAACAGGGAGAGAGCUGUGUCGACUAGUGGGCUGAUGAUGGCGGUCAAUGGAUUUGGUCCCUUUUGUCACUGUUUCUGUUGUAAAUGCUGUAGCCGUUAGUGUUUUGAUGUUGAUAUUUUUAGUACUUGUUACAGCAAGAACUUUAAAAAUUGAAGCGUUGAACUGAUAUUGCCACACACACACUUUCUUUUUCCCCUCCCUCCCUCACUGUGCCAGUUGUCCCCUCACACACACAAAUUAAUACUCACUGAAUGCUGACACUUUGGGGCAAAGACACCAGAUUUGUGUGGCUUAUUAUGUUGGAAUUCACAUCCUUGUAUAAAGAAGCACAUGAGAUCAAAGAUUCUUUCUCUGAGGAGGACAAAAACACGUCUUUGUAUCAGUGGUUUAACUUUGCAGCACAGUUUUUUUUUAACGUUUGGAGUGUGUGACUUUGUCCCGUCUCUGCUCGGCUGCUCCAUAGUAACUCGUGUACUUGGUAGCACUGAUGCUUCAGAUCAUCACAUAUCAUUUGUUUGUGUCCUGAUGCAGUCCAGCAGAUUCUUUUUUUUAAAAAAAAACAUUAAAAAACAAAUGAUGUUGUGAACCGUGUGCACACUGUCCUACUGUAUCAGCCGCCUGCGCUUCUGUCUAAGUGCUGUGACACAUCCGACAUGCCAUGAAACCCUUUUUGUUUUCCUUUUUGACAGCGUUUGUAAAAGCAGUACUGAAACUAUGUGGUGUUUUUUUUAUGGCUCUCAGUAGUUCUGUUUGUUCUCUGUCGAUGUCACCGCCGAUGUGACGAUGCGGUUCUUUUAUUGUGAGCGUGUUUGUGACGUCACAAAGUCAUGGGUUUGUUUCAAUUCAAGAGUGACAUGAAGGUAAACUCAACGAGUCAUCGCAAGGGGAGGGAAACCAGCUGUAGAGUCAAGUUUGCCAAAGUUUUUGGACAGAGAUACAGUUUUAAUUGCAUCAAAAUCACAACGAGGCUGCUUAAAAAAAAGAUUAAACUUUAUAAAAUGACAACGUGUAACCACUAAAGUCUGUUUUCACCUCUAUAGAAGUAUCUACUGGACCUCAUUUAUAAAAACCUUGAAAUAUUAGUGACAUUACAGUAAUUUAAAGCUGUAGCUUUAAAGGAAACACAAAAGCUGAUUAUUUUACAGAAGCAUAUCUGUGGUCAAAUGUGUGCUUUUGAGUGUGUGUGGAUUCAAAACAUUAAAUCUCCAGUAGAAUAAAUGAAGAGCAAAGU